Oppiella nova is the source of this 533-nucleotide messenger RNA. The record is from the annotation of a GenBank genome assembly. Lineage: Eukaryota; Metazoa; Arthropoda; Arachnida; Sarcoptiformes; Oppiidae.
CACACUUCUAAACAAUUGAGUGAAUGUGUUGUCUGUCGUGAAGAUUGUGUUUGUGAUGAGAUUCACGUGAUUUGAAGACUUGAUUACAAUUUUGAUGAUAAGACAAACCAAACCAUAGAUUGUGUGGUGUUUUCGUGAUAUGUAUUGACUGUAAUCUGAGAUAUGGUUUGCGAUAAGUGUCAGAAAAAAUUGGGUAAAGUGAUAACUCCGGACACCUGGAAGUCUGGCGCGAGAAACACAACGGAGAGCGGCGGCCGAUCUAUCAAUGAGAACAAGGCGUUGACGGCGAAGAAGAGUCGCUUCACUCCCUAUCAGAAGAUGGAGACCUGCAAGAUAUGCAGACAGAAAGUCCAUCAAAUCGGCUCUCAUUACUGUCAAUUGCGCCUAUAAGAAAGGCAUUUGUGCGAUGUGUGGCACCAAAAUAGUGGACACCAAGAACUACGCCCAGAGCUCUGUCUAACACCACAACACCAUUGCCGCAGAUAUUUGUGUUCAUCGCCAGAAGAUUUGUUAAUUUAUUGUCUCAUUUGACC